Erinaceus europaeus (western European hedgehog) is the source of this 1780-nucleotide messenger RNA. It is a transcript of the gene MTERF2, whose product is annotated as mitochondrial transcription termination factor 2. Gene Ontology annotation, biological process: regulation of DNA-templated transcription; termination of mitochondrial transcription. Gene Ontology annotation, molecular function: double-stranded DNA binding. Gene Ontology annotation, cellular component: mitochondrial matrix. Lineage: Eukaryota; Metazoa; Chordata; Mammalia; Eulipotyphla; Erinaceidae. The record is from RefSeq and is a predicted model, not a curated record. Bases 518 to 1675 code for a protein of 385 amino acids. The transcript has 2 exons.
UCUGAAUGGCUUAGCCUUAAAGAUAAAGAAGUUUCUUUUUUUUUUAAUAAAGAAGUUUCUGAGUUACUUAAUGUGUACUGUCUUAUGGGCAAUAGUGACAUUUCCCCAGGGACAAAACAUGAAAGGUCCAAAGUUUUCUAAACUACUGGGAAGGAAAGGGUGCAAAAGUACUGCUGGCGCCCUUGCCUGGACAGCAGCUUCUCACCCUGUGUUGCAGUCGAGGGCGGGCCCAGAAGCCAUGACCAACGCCCUAAUUGGCUGCGUUGGCACAGCGGGGCGUGUCUACGAACUGACGCUCCUCCGCCCUGAUUGGCUGCGGGCAAAGAGCUGGGGUCAGUGUCUCCCGGUCUGAGAGGAAUUCACCGGCCAUUUGGAACCACUAGGCACCCCUCCUUAGGGGAGGAGGAAGGAAGAUUGGUUCUAGGGGCGUCCCAGGACUACUCAAGCCUUACUUGGAGCUGACAUCCACAGGUAUGAUGAUGUGUACACUCUGAAAUUAGCCAGUAUAACUGCAGUCAUGUUGUCGAAGCUAAUGAUUCAAUCCCAGUCAUACAGGCUGUGGUCUUUCAGCAAGAUGCAAUCCACUCCAAAAUAUAGACUUUUAUUAGCACACUGCACCUGUACAACUGAUAGACACUCAAACAAGGAAAAUAAAAGAACCGUGGAAAAGCUCUGUAAAUUUUCUGUGGAUAUUGGGAAAAUUCGCAGAUUGAAAGGAUGGGUACUUUUGAAGGAUGAAACCUAUGUUGAGGAAAUUGCAAAUAUUUUACAACACCUAGGUGCUGAUGAUACUGCUGUGGCCAGUAUUUUGGAACGCUGCCCAGAAACAAUUCUUUGUAAUCCAACCGCUGUUAAUACCCAGAGAGAACUCUGGCAGUUGGUCUGCAAAAACAAGGAAGAGUUGGUCAAGUUAAUAGAACAGUUUCCAGAAUCUUUUUUUAAUGUUAAAGAUCAAGAAAUCCAGAAGUUGAACAUUCAGUUCUUUCAAGAGUUGGGACUCAAAAAUGUAGUCAUUUGCAGGUUUUUGACAAGUAUACCUAAUAUUUUUCAUAAUCCCAUUGAAAAGAACAAACAAAUUAUAAAGAUUCUUCAAGAAAGUUAUCUAAAUUUAGGUGGAUCUGAGGCUAAUAUGAAAGUUUGGCUACUAAAAUUAUUAAGCCAAAACCCAUUUAUUUUGUUAAAUUCAUCUGCAGCUAUAAAAGAGACAUUAGAAUUUUUCCAGGAGCAAGGUUUCACAAACUUUGAAAUUCUCCAACUCCUAUCCAAACUUAAAGGAUUUCUUUUUCAGCUUUGUCCAGAAAGCAUACAGAGCAGUAUGGCCUUCUCUAAAAAUACUUUCAAGUGUACAGAUCAUGACUUGAAGCAGUUAGUUUUGAAAUGUCCUGCCCUUUUAUAUUACUCUGUUCCCAUUUUAGAAGAGAGAAUUCAGGGUUUAUUGCAAGAAGGAAUUUCUAUAACUCAGAUAAGAGAGACUCCAAUGGUUCUAGAAUUAACACCACAGAUAGUACAUUACAGAAUAAAGAAACUGAAUUCCUUAGGCUAUAAAAUAAAGGAUGGACAUCUAAAAAACCUAAAUGGAACCAAAAAAGAGUUUGAAGCUAACUUUGGUAAAAUGCAAGCUAAAGAAGGAAGGCCAUUAUUUAACCCUGUGGCACCAUUAAAUGUUGAUGAGUGACUUGCUGACUGGUAUAAUCUUUCUAGGAGUGCAGAGGGAAACUGAUUUUGGCAAAUUGUACACAUCAGUAAUUUUAAACAAUUUAUAUUAAACUUCUGGAUUAUG